Aegilops tauschii subsp. strangulata is the source of this 1693-nucleotide messenger RNA. NCBI's taxonomy places the organism in Eukaryota, Viridiplantae, Streptophyta, Magnoliopsida, Poales, Poaceae. The record is from RefSeq and is a predicted model, not a curated record.
AAUGGAUGUAAGGGCUACGAUAUAGAUUUACAAAAACCAUAUAGAUCUUCAGCUAGGAAAUACAAACUGGGAGUACGUCUAAUUAGUAUGUCUAAUACAAAUAGGAUUAUAUUAGUACUACACAUCACGAGUGACAGGAGACGUGGCCUGUUUUGGUCCGUGGCCUGUGUCGGCACCGGUUGGAGCAUUCCAGUUAAAAAAAAGGAUCGACCAGAGGACAGAUUAGGUACGACACCAAAUGCCUCCACUCCCAAAUCACCAGUGCUUGGCCCUGCUCCUCGCCGGUGCCCACGGCCGGCUCCUUCAGCGGCGGCGCGGCCCCUCCGCAGAGGAGGAGGGGAGUUGGGGGGCGGCCUCAUGGGGCGGAGAUCCGCGACACGGCCGGUGAGGCCGAGUGCCUCGGGCGACCAAGUGCCGGCGCGGGCUCCAGCGGGGCGGACAGCCAUGGCUGAUGCAAAGCGGCGGAGGAGCACACGGGCUUCCGGCGAGAGCGUCGGGAGUGCGGACGGCCGCGCUGCUACCUGGCGCUCCUCCUCCUCCACUUCCAGCGCCGGGAGGUUGAGGUCGCGGCGCGCUAGGAGAGCGAGCGUCGGCGCAGCGGCCUCGAUCUCCUCCGUCUUCACCUUCGGCAGGAGGUUGAUGACGAGUCGGGGCUUGGGCGCGUCCAGAGGGACUGCAGCAGGCGGCGAGGAGAACUCCGGCAGUGGGUCGUAGCCCGGCGGCUUGAAGUGCUCCGGGUCCUCGUCAGAUGGCGUCGGGGACGGGAGGCCCGAUCCGUACCCGUAGCCUGGGCAAGAGUACAUCAGCGGCGGAGGCGGCGCUGCGCGAGUUCCUCGUCGGAGAAGUAGCGAUCUGGGUCGUCGACGAGCCAUCCGGCGCUUGGUCUGGCAAGCAUCCACUCCAUGGGCGCAUACACCGGUGGAGGAGGCGGCAGUUCCGUGGCAUCCGUGGUGAUGUUGGAGGCAGAGGCCUCAUCCUCGUACUCGAUUCCGACCCCUACAGCAACCUGUUCAUCGGCAGCGUUUGGUGCGGCAGCAGCCUCUUGGGGCAUGACCAGGACGUCUUCCCUGGGCACAUCCGCCCUGGUACUCGGUCCUGGCGCUCCAAGGGAGUUGCUGCGGUGCACCCGGCGGUGACCACAGUGAAGGCGCUGGCGAUGGACGUGGCGGCGAAGGAGGCCACCACCAGAACCGUAGCGACGAAGAGGAGCACGGUAUGGUGCAUUGCGGCGGCGGAGGCCGCCAUUCCUGUUCAGGCGACGCUGACGGCGGUGGCCGAAGUUCUGACGGCGAGCAGCAGCCAGACCGAAAGUCCGGUGAGGAAAACGGAAGCCCCGGCGUUCCCUUCCACAAAUCGAGCGAAAGCGAAAGCAAGUGACUGCAGGUACUUAUAUGUCCUGAGCCGUCGUGUUUACAUGCCGGUUACAAGGUUCGCGUCGUUUUGGAAAGACACGACGCCGGUUUGAAAAGACAUGACGAUGGUUCGCUAUCUACUGCGUUUGGACAACUCCAGGAUUCUAACCACCGGUUAGAAUAUUCUAAGGAAUCUGCUAAUCGCCUAAUUAGCCAAAUACUAAUACUAUUAGAUUUCUAACAGGUUCCACCACAAGGAACCUAACCAUCUGACCUAUGCUUAGUUCGCAUGUGUCUGAUCUUGAGAUUCGUGGUAUGUUGUCUGUGUGUUUGACAAUUUU